Molecule: messenger RNA, 3617 nt
Organism: Anolis sagrei ordinatus
Lineage: Eukaryota; Metazoa; Chordata; Lepidosauria; Squamata; Anolidae
Gene: SLC41A2
Product: solute carrier family 41 member 2
Biological process (GO): monoatomic cation transport
Cellular component (GO): plasma membrane
Molecular function (GO): monoatomic cation transmembrane transporter activity
Source: RefSeq, a predicted model, not a curated record
AGUGGGGGGGAAGGCGUCGGCUCCCUCCAGGAGCUGUCAGUGCCUCUCGGGCCGCUCGCCUGGCAGGUCGCAUUCCCGCGAGGCGCCUCCCGAGGAGACAGAGCGGCCGCCCAGGCAGGAUGGAGAGCGGCGGGCAGAGGCAGAGGCCGGGGUCCACCGCGCCGCCAUUGAGCAGACCCAGAUUUUGUUGUUGGAUUAUUCAAGACCAAAGGCUAGGGAAAAGAAAACUUUCUACAUAACAGUUUAGAAAAGUGACCAGUUGCAUCAGCUUGAAGAAUUUCUCCCGAAACGGUUUGUAACAGCAAAGUAACUUCCUUUGGACCUUCAGUGAUCACUAGAACAAUAUUUCUGAAACAGCAUGACUAAUUGUAAAGGAAGAUCUGUCAGCAAGAAAAUAAAUGAGAAAGCCUAUCAUGGAGAAGGAUUUGUAAAUUGGACAAUAAAUCUAAGUGCAAUUCAGUCUGACAAGUUCUUGAACCUGCUGAUGAGCAUGGUUCCAAUUGUUUACCACAAAAACCAGGAAGAGAGACAUAAAAAAGUGAAUGGUGUCUGGCAAGAUGGAUUACAGCCAACAGGACACAGUUUCAGCGUUAGGACUGAUCAACACAUGGAUUAUCAUCACUUUUCAGAAUCAAAUUUUCAUCAUGGUAGUAAUGGACAUAAUUCAUCAAGCUGUAGUCCAAAGUAUGAUAACUUUGCAAGCUAUAAUUAUUCAGAUGGAAUUGACUUAUCAGAAACAGAUGCUAUGCUGCAGGACAACAGUGCAUCUAGUGAUGUUGAUGAAGAUACCAUUGUGGAAGGGAACAGAAAACAGCCAAAAGAAUCUAUUAGCAUUAUGGCAUUGCAGAUACUAGUUCCAUUUCUGCUCGCAGGAUUUGGAACAGUAUCAGCUGGGAUGGUUCUGGAUAUAGUUCAGCAUUGGGAAGUGUUCAAAAAUAUAACUGAAGUUUUCAUCUUGGUUCCCGCACUACUUGGUUUGAAAGGUAACCUGGAAAUGACUUUGGCUUCCCGACUGUCAACAGCUGUAAAUAUUGGGAAAAUGGAUUCACCAAUUGAGAAGUGGAAUCUAAUAAUUGGCAAUUUGGCCUUAAAACAGGUACAAGCAACAGUCGUUGGGUUUUUGGCAGCUGUGGCAGCGGUUAUAUUAGGCUGGAUUCCUGAGGGCAAAUACCACCUUGAUCACUCAGUCCUUUUGUGUUCUAGCAGUGUAGCAACAGCCUUCAUAGCAUCCCUUUUACAGGGAAUAAUAAUGGUUGGAGUUAUUGUCGGGUCUAAGAAGACAGGCAUAAAUCCUGACAAUGUUGCAACACCUAUUGCAGCAAGUUUUGGAGACCUUAUCACUCUUGCCAUACUUGCUUGGAUAAGUCAGGGUCUUUAUGAUUGCCUUGAGAAAUAUUAUUAUAUCUCUCCUUUAGUUGGUGCCUUUUUCUUGGCUCUGACUCCUAUGUGGAUUGUAAUUGCUGCUAAACAUCCAGCUACAAGAACUGUUCUCCAUUCAGGCUGGGAACCUGUUAUAACUGCUAUGGUUAUAAGCAGUAUUGGUGGCCUUAUUCUGGACACAACAGUAUCGGAUCCUAAUUUAGUUGGGAUUGUUGUUUACACUCCGGUAAUAAAUGGUAUUGGUGGCAAUCUUGUAGCAAUUCAAGCAAGCAGAAUUUCUACAUACUUACAUUUACAUAGUGUUCCUGGAGAACUGCCAGAGGAAGCCAAGGGGUGCUAUUACCCUUGCAGGACAUACUAUGGCACAGGAGUAAACAAUAAAUCAGCACAAGUUCUUCUACUUUUAGUGAUUCCUGGACAUUUAAUUUUCUUGUACACUAUUCAUUUAAUGAAAAGUGGACAUACUUCUUUGACUCCAAUCUUCAUAGUUGUAUAUUUGUUCACAGCUCUCCUGCAGGUGUUUAUCUUGUUAUGGAUUGCUGACUGGAUGGUGCACCACUUUUGGAAAAAAGGAAAAGAUCCAGAUAGCUUUUCUAUCCCUUAUCUCACUGCACUUGGAGAUCUUCUUGGAACUGCCUUACUUGCAAUGAGUUUUCACUUUCUGUGGCUCAUUGGUGACAGAGACGGGGAUGUAGGAGACUAAUGUACCAAAUGCUCACAUUAGCUGAUCCUGCUAGAUGAAGAUGAGAAACAGGAGACAACCACUUAAUAUAUUAUUUCCUCUGAAGGAUUUGACGAAUUUGUUUGUUGAAUUUGAUCAUGGUGCAAUCCUACACACAUCUACCCAAAAAUAAAUUUGACUGAUUUCAGUGGAACUUAUUCUCAAGUAAAAGUGUUUAGGAUUCUAGCCUCAUUGUGUUAUCACUGAUACUAAAUGGCCUUAACAUUUUGAAAUUAUGAAACGUAACUGGACAAAAGGUUAAAAUAUUUUUUACACUACACAGGAGUGUAGUUGUUGCUUUCUCACUCCAUCCAACUACAGAAGGGGAAAGUUUGGUCAGUAUUGUACCAAGAAACAAAGCCCAGGUAUGUAGUGGAGGUGCGGUAAAUAACAAAAUGAUAUGAUUUUACCAUGUCUUUAUCUGUCUAUCACAGAUCAGUGUAUGUUUCUGCAGGCAGUCUGGCUGUAUUUCAACUCACACAAUGUAAUGGGUUCACAAAAUCAAAUGUUUCUAUUUUAUAGUUAGGUUUUCUGAAUUUGGGUAGAUUUUGCUUAAUAGUAGCCAAAGCUUUCUGCAUGUAAUUUUUUUCUCAAAAAGAGACAUUCCAUAGGGAUAUUCUAUUCAGUACUUCCUUUUAGUUGCUGCAAAAACACCAUAAAGCAGUGGUUCUCAAUCUGUGGGUUCCCAGGUGUUUUGGCCUACAACUCCCAGAAUUACUAGGCAGUUUACCAGCUUUUAGGAUUUCUGGGAGUUGAAGGCCAAAACAUCUGGGGACCCACAGGUUGAGAACCACUGCCAUAAAAUAACUUCUGUUCUUCACAGAAAAUGGAAGGAUUUUUUAAUAAUAGAGAUAAUACAGUUUGACCAUGCAUGGACUUUAAUGAAGUUAUAUUAAUAAUUGCAUUUCAAAAGGCAUAUUAACACCGUUUUAAAAUGUUCAGUUAUGUACUUUGCAAUUUAUUGUAAAGGGAAGUGUAAGUUCUACAGGGAAUGAAGGCUACCUAGAAUACACAGGGGAUGAGUGUGGGGAACUAGAUUUUGAUAUGUAGUUAUGGGAAAGCUGCUAUGUGUAUCUUAAAGACAAAACUGAUAGAGAUGGCGAUAUGUUAUAUUUUUAAGAAAUGCCGUUGAAGACAAGGAGGAGCCAUUAUAAUCAGUAACAAUGCUGCACAGAUAUAUACAAAUAGUGGUUAUUACUACUGUGUAGGUGCCACCCUGCAGCAGUUGGGCAUUUAAGGGCUUUUCCAAAUUCAUUUUAUUGUGAAAUAACAAUGUUGUUUCUACUCCAGUGUUCUGGAAGAUUCUGGCAUCUUUUCGGAUAUAACACUGCUGUAGUAAGGAAAUCACAUUUUCUCAGUGCUUGAACCAGAAAAUGUUGUGCUAAUAAAACAUCAUUUCCCAGGGCUAGUGUGCAAAUGUUUGUAACCGAUGUGGUUUGUGGGACGGGUUUGUGCGGUAUAGAUACCCUUUAAGUUCAUGUGGGACUCUCAUUAGCAAUAAAGCUUGUAUAACUUC